AUGGAGCUUUUUCUUUUUGUGGUCUGGAACUUUGAGCUCUACAUGAUACCACUGGCUUUGUUGCUGCUGCUGGCAUGGAACUACUUCUUGAUCAUAUCAGGAAAAGAAAACAGGCAACAUGAUACAGUAGUGGAGGACAUGCUAGAGGACGAGGAAGAAGAGGAUGACAGAGAUGACAAGGACAGUGAAAAGAAAGGAUUUAUGAAUAGACUUUAUGCCAUCCAGGAGGUGUGUGUCACUGUCCAGAAUAUCCUAGAUGAAAUUGCUUCCUUUGGUGAGAGGAUCAAGAAUACAUUCAACUGGACUGUCCCAUUCCUGAGCUGGCUGGCAAUUUUUGCCCUCUCUGUGUUCACCAUCAUCCUAUAUUUCAUUCCACUGAGAUACAUUGUCCUUGUCUGGGGCAUCAAUAAAUUUACAAAGAAGAUUCGAAAUCCAUAUGCAAUUGAUAACAAUGAGCUACUUGACUUUCUCUCCAGAGUCCCUUCUGAUGUGCAAGUGAUGCAAUACCAUGAACUGAAACAAGAUCCUACUCACAGCCCAAGCAAGAGAAAGAAAAACAAUCCUACCUAGCCAACUUCAUGUGUUAAGGAGACCAGCAGUUGCAAGGGGAAGACAAAAGAGCAAGCCUAAGAAGCAUUUCCUUUCUCUAAGAUUUUUAUUUAUCUUGCCUUUUUAUGUAGUGGAGAGAUUUUGUAACAGUAUUAAAAGGUGGAAAAUGGUUUCUGGUGUAAAAUCUAUUUCUCAUUGUAAAGACAUUUGUUUCAAGUAGGUUUUUUGUCAUUUUAAAGUCUUGUUAGAAACAAUGUAACAGAUACAAUGAGUCAAUCUAAAAUGGAGACUAUAUAUUGCUACUUGAUGGUCAAAGAUACAUGAGAUAGUCAAAUCAUGUGAACUAAACGUACAAAACAUCUAAAUCUGACUCAGAAAUUUCUCAUAUUUUAUUUGUGAGCAUUAAUAUUUUUAUCCAGUAAGUCACCAUUACAACUUUCUAUGUUUUAUAUAUUACAAGAGAAAUACAAUGUAGUGGAACAUACUGCACUUAAGUUUUAGCAGUUUUUUUUAAAUUUCAGACCCUGAUGUUAACUCCUGGUGCAACAUUUUUCUAUGUGGUAGGGCUGUUUAUAAGACAGUGAGAAACACCAAGUGAAAAUCUCUUUCUGGAGCUCCCAAAAGCAGUUCCUUCUGUCUUUAUCAUUCCAUUGUAAGACCUAAAAAUCUCUGUUUCAAAAUACUGCCAGGUUUGUAACUGAUUGCCUGUCAUAUUUUUCUACAUGUACCAGUAGUCUUCAUUUGUACUACAUAGCUUAGCUCUAAUGGGUAAAACUAACUCCAUUACUGCUUUGGGUGUCAUGCUAUGAACACUUUUUGUGCAUAUAACUAUUUUAAUAUGGAUAUCUUGCAAAAAAGCUUUUUCAUUCAAAUUACAAGAUCAUAUUAAUAUGCUUUAUGGUAUAACAUUGCCUGUUACCAAUGUGAAAUACUGUGCAGAGGAAAAAAAUGCAGUUGUGGUAAAACUGAUAUACCAGGGUUUUUUCCUUAGUUAAUACUGUCAGUUCUUCUGAUACAAUAUUUCCCUACUGCAUGGAAACUGCAUUAUCUUAUGAAUUACAUGGAACAUAGAUGAGAAACAUUUACAUUUCAAAUGUCUUAGUGGCCACUGCAUAACGAGUACUUGGGGAUAUAUUCUGGUAGCUGCAUGCAGACUUCCAAACUCAGCUCCCCAAAUAGUGAGCGGAGACUCAUUCCUGAGGGACUACCUGUGCACAGCUCCUCAUUAUUAGCUCCCAGUGACAUUAAAGGGGAUUUUUGCCCAGGGGAGAGUGACAGGACUGCAUUCUCCAGGGGGGCUGUGGUCCUCUCUGGAUUACCUCUCACUGGUUGCAAAUGCAGAUAAAGUUAUAUUGCACUAUUCUAAAAAUACUUUUUGAAAAGUCUAUUUAGAAAUACUUCGCAAGAACAUGUGAAUAUGUAUUUGUCCAAAGAAAUAUGUGUUAGUUGCAUUGCUCAUGAAGGAUCAUCCUGGAUUUCUUUGUUUUGCAGAUAAGAUGAUAGCCAAGUUCUUAUGUGACAGUUACUUUGAUCUUUCUGUUUGUACAUUUAAAAGAAUGCCAAUCAAAUGAAUCGUCUACAGAAAGCCUUGGACUUAAACAAGCUCUUGUUACAUCAUGACUUUGAAAGAGUUUAAUUUUGCAGCUUGUGUAACCUUUUGACUAUAUCCUACCUGAAGAGCAACAUACUACUGAUGAAAUCAGAAGCACUGGUCAGCCUAUUCUGUUUUAAAAAAAAAACAAAUUUGUGACUCAACAAGAUGUGAAUGUUUGUUGCCUGUUGUCAGUUUCGCACAUUUCUUUAAUACACUGCAAUCCUUGUACCUUCUUAACGUUGCCCACCAGCCUGCGUGUGAUUUCUUGUCUUUUUUAUUGUACACCAUUUCAAAUGUCUACUUUGGUGGUAAUAUCUCAGCUGGUUAUGCAUGUUUCCAAAAUUAAACACAC
Onychostruthus taczanowskii (white-rumped snowfinch) is the source of this 2495-nucleotide messenger RNA. RefSeq names its product multiple C2 and transmembrane domain-containing protein 1-like. Gene Ontology annotation, cellular component: synaptic vesicle membrane. Gene Ontology annotation, biological process: regulation of neurotransmitter secretion. Gene Ontology annotation, molecular function: calcium ion binding. Bases 1 to 570 code for a protein of 189 amino acids. Lineage: Eukaryota; Metazoa; Chordata; Aves; Passeriformes; Passeridae. The transcript has 7 exons. The record is from RefSeq and is a predicted model, not a curated record.